AUGACAGACUUGCCCCAGGCUAUCCACCCGGACGUCAUCAACAGGCUCAGGCCUGAGUACGUCAAGUUUCACAAUGAACACAUCGCGCCCCGCAUUCCGCCCCAUACAAUCCCUUGGGAUCCUGCAAUCCGCAAUGCUCCCGCGAUCCCGGGCGGGUCUCCGGUCCAGAAGGUUGGGAGCGUACGGGAUAUACUACUCGAUAAUCAUAAAAUACGGGUCUUUACGCCCUCGGGAAGCCCGCCCGAGAAGGGCUGGCCUGUGUAUAUUGAUAUUCACGGUGGUGGCUGGACGCUUGGGAGCAUCGAGACCCAGAACGCGUUUGCUUCGCGUCAAUGCAAUGAGCAAAAGUGCAUCGCGAUCAGCGUAGAUUAUCGUCUGGCUCCCGAGCAUCCAUAUCCCGCUGCGGUGGAUGACGCGGUCGCGACUCUCUUAUGGGUGCAUCAGAACGGCAAGGACGAGCUCAGUGCGGACAUUACCAGGAUUGCUGUUGGUGGCUCCUCGAGCGGGGGAAAUUUAGCCGCAGUCCUCGCGCUAAAGGCGCCGCAGAUGAACCCACCAGUAUCCAUCGUAUUCCAGCUUCUGAUGGUCCCCGUUUGCGACAACACAGCGACGAUCGAGGGCCCCUAUCCUUCGUGGAAAGAGUGUCAGAACACGGUGUGGCUGAGCUCUGGGCGGAUGCUGUGGUUCCACGACUACUACUUCCCGAACAAGGAAGACUGUAUCAAGUGGGAUGCCUCGCCUAUGCUCGCGCCGGACGAGAUACUCGCCAAGGUCGCACCCGCAUACGUUGGCAUCAUGGAGCUCGACAUUCUCCGCGACGAAGGCAUCGCGUACGGAGAGCGGAUGAGAAAUCUUGGGGUUCCAGUCGAGAUUAAGGUGCACAACGGCGUGCCCCAUCAGAUCAUGGGCAUGGAUGGUGUGCUGGACUGUGCGAAAGAGGUGUCAGACGAUGCGACUAGAGCGCUUGGAGAAGCCUUCAAGAAGUAUUAG
This is a messenger RNA of Coniophora puteana RWD-64-598 SS2, 990 nucleotides long. RefSeq lists its product as uncharacterized. The transcript has 5 exons. The record is from RefSeq and is a predicted model, not a curated record. Gene Ontology annotation, molecular function: hydrolase activity. The coding region runs from base 1 to 990 and encodes 329 amino acids. NCBI's taxonomy places the organism in Eukaryota, Fungi, Basidiomycota, Agaricomycetes, Boletales, Coniophoraceae.